Molecule: messenger RNA, 752 nt
Organism: Rhizopus microsporus ATCC 52813
Lineage: Eukaryota; Fungi; Mucoromycota; Mucoromycetes; Mucorales; Rhizopodaceae
Exons: 1
Coding region: 90-752 (220 amino acids)
Source: RefSeq, a predicted model, not a curated record
CAUUACUUUCUGGAAAUAGUGUAUCUGACGUUGUACGUUACACACAUAUUUACAAACAUAAGAUACGUACAGCACUUCAUAAAACCUCAAUGUCACCUAGUGUUCGAGGACGCAAGCCUAUUGUACAUGUUCCUUCAAGCGAACAGAUCCAAAACCUAUAUAAGCAAUCUGAGAUCCAGCGUCGGCAGCUUGUUUGCACCGGCUGUCAAACAAUGGACUCCUUAUGCCACAAUGGAGCUUCGCCAGGCGACCUCCCUCAGCCCAGCUUCAUUUGCGAAUGCUGUAACAAGAACUACAAUGCACCUACCAUGGUCAAUUUGCUCCAGCCUACCUCAACAAUUACUGAACUACCUCCUGACGCCAACGCCCAGAACUCAUUGAAAAUUUCUGGAUCAUCAUCUCCGAGCCCCGAGAACAAUGGUUUGGCAUCCAGUGUAACCAUAGCCUAUUUGCAAUCUACCAUUGAGAAACUAUAUGCCGAACUUAAACAAAUCCAAGCUAAACUCAAACAAGCCCUCAGUGCAAUCCAAGCAUUGCGUAAACAACAAGCUUCCGCUGAUUCCAAGCCCUAUACUGACUUAAACAAUCCUCAAUUCCUACCUCUGUGCCCUUCCUCCCAACCACUCCCUCCUUGGCGAGACGCAGCCCAGCUCAAUAGUAUCAAAGCCUCCAUACUCGAAAAGUGUCAACGACAUCGAAUCCAACGUCAGGAAACUACUGUUCGAUUUUUACAACCACCUUCCAAGAACUAA